Messenger RNA from Tachysurus vachellii, 3892 nucleotides. RefSeq names its product LUC7 domain-containing protein. Lineage: Eukaryota; Metazoa; Chordata; Actinopteri; Siluriformes; Bagridae. Gene Ontology annotation, biological process: mRNA splice site recognition. The coding region runs from base 560 to 1828 and encodes 422 amino acids. Gene Ontology annotation, cellular component: U1 snRNP; U2-type prespliceosome. The transcript has 10 exons. Gene Ontology annotation, molecular function: mRNA binding. The record is from RefSeq and is a predicted model, not a curated record.
ACAACAACAAAAACAAUAACGUUAAAUUAAAACAAAAAAAAAACAAAAACAAAUUGUCCCGAACAUGGAUAGCACCAGAGUCAAAUAGUCUGCGGGUUGCUAUCGGAGCAGGGAAGUCGUUUUGGAAGAAAAUAUAUUUAUAUAUAAUCGGAAGUUUCUCAUCCCCCCCUUCUUCCUUCCUUAGCAUAGGUUAGCUUAGCAUAGGCUAGCUUAGCUGGACUUCGCUAACAAGGCGAAGCUAAGGAUAGAGAGAGAAGUGAAAAAGGACGGAACCUUUCACCACAGUGCUGCCUCGGUCACAGAGACACGUUCCUGGGUCUAAAAUAAACAUUAUAAGGCUUUUUUUUUUAAACGUAACGGGAUACUUUUACAUCCGGGGUCUUUUUUAUUUUAAACCAGGCAGAAAAGUUAAAUUCGCCACACAGACGCACGCGCGCACACACACACAGACAGAGGCAGGCGCGCGCGCACUCUGGCACGCGCUGAACGGAAGGCCUGCAUGUGUCUGAGGAGAGAAACCAUAACAUUUUUAUACUGAUUAUAAUUUCUAACAGUCAAGAUGUCGGCCCAGGCGCAGAUGAGAGCCAUGCUGGACCAGCUGAUGGGUACAAGCCGAGAUGGAGACACAAUGCGUCAGAGGAUCAAGUUCACGGAUGAGAGUGUGUGUAAAAGUCAUCUGCUGGAAUCCUGCCCUCACGACAUCUUAUCAGGAACGCGUAUGGACCUGGGCGAGUGUUUAAAAGUGCACGACCUGGCACUGAGGGCAGACUUUGAGAUCGCCUCUAAACACCAGGAGUACUUCUUCGAGCUAGACGCUGCCGAACACUUGCAGUCCUUUAUCGCAGACUGUGACCGGAGGACCGAACUCGCCAAGAAACGUCUGGCUGAGACUCAGGAAGAGAUCAGUGCAGAGGUUGCUGCUAAGGCAGAGCGUGUGCACGAACUCAAUGAGGAAAUUGGGAAGCUGCUGGCACGAGCGGAGCAGCUGGGUGGAGAGGGAAAUGUGGACGAGGCCCAGCAGGUUCUGGAGAAGGUAGAGAAAACGCGCGCCCUCAAGAAAGAGGCAGAGGACGUAUACCGGAACUCUAUGCCAGCUUCCAGUUUCCAGCAGCAGAAGCUGAGGGUGUGUGAGGUUUGCUCUGCCUACCUUGGCCUCCACGACAACGACCGUCGCCUUGCCGACCAUUUUGGUGGGAAACUGCACCUGGGCUUCAUUGAGAUCCGGGAGAAGCUCGAGAAACUGAGAAAAGCAGUGGUGGAAAAGCAGGAGCGGAUGCGCAUGAAGCGGCGGGAGGAGAGGGAGCGAGAGGAGGAGAGACAGAGGGAGUGGGAGCUGGAGAGAGAGAGGGAGCGUGAACGUGAAAGAGAAAGAGAGCGCGAGAGGGAACGGGAGAGGGAACGGGAGAGGGAGAGAGAGCGCAGGAGGUCCAGAUCUCGCAGUGGGGACAGAUACAGGGACGGUGGAAGCUCGUCAUCUCAUCGCUCGCGGCGACGUCGUUCCUCCCAUUCGAGAGACCGGGACCGAGAGAGGAAGCACAGACAUAAAGAACGCCAUCGCUCUCGCUCUCACUCUCACAGGAGAAAGAAGAAGAGGUCAUCACACACCCGAGAGCAGGAGCACCCUCAAUCGCAGGAGCAAUGGAGGGAGUAUGGAGGAGAGGACCGGUGGAGAGAAGACAGCUACAGGGAUGUGGAGCGAGAGCCGGGAGAGAGAGAGAGGUCGAUCUCUUCCCCGGAGAUGGGCAGACUGAGGGGCAGAGAAAGAUCUAUUUCUGUGGAGAGAGAGAAUCACUCAAGCUCAGAGGAGAGGGAAUCAGGAGAGAUAUAAACAGAUUGAUAGAGAAUGAUGACGUUUGCUAUGCUUUCACAUGACUUUCUGUCCUUGUUCCUUAUUUCCGUGUGUUAGCUGAUUUGGAUGAGUUUGGCAAAGAUGCACGUAACAUCGGAUGUCCAUCACAGAUCUGAAUAUCAGCACAAUUAGGCCUUAUUUACAACAACACAUAGACAUGCUGUGUUUCUGAUAUUCUUUUGAUGACUAAACAUUAAAAAAAAGAUAGUUAAACACAUUUUUGACGUAGUUCAGUGAGAUUUUGUCAGAAUGUCAAAACUGCAGCCCUGCAGACCAAAAGUGUGAAGCCCCACAGUUAGCUAAUGUGCCCCUAAGUUUAAAUAAAUUCACUAAAGUCCACAUAAUAUUUACGUCCUCCUGUCAACACUUUCCCCAGCUAACCGUUUUAGCCACCUUUACCGCUCUGACCAUUUUUCUAAAUUGUAGUUAACGGAUUAACUGUAAUCAUCACAGAAUACAGCUGACUUCAUAUGAAAUUUUUAAAACUUGCCUAAUAAUCUCUGAAAUUAUACACAAGAAAAGUCUGACAAAGCUGAGGUUUUGUCUACCGUGAGACUCAGCCAUCAGGGCUGCAGAUAGAUGUCAUUUAUCCAACCGUCCUGUUUUCCACCUGGAUUGUACCGAGCUGGUUCUCUGCAUGAUGUUUUGCCCCUCCACCGAGAUACAAAUCAGUGUCUGCCGAGUGAAGAAUCCAGUCAAACGUUGUGUUCGCUUGUUUGCUUACGGGACGCAGUAAAAAUGCUGGGCGUAUAAAUAACAUUUUGCAAAUAUAUUUCGAACAGGUUUACACAUCCUGACUCCGGGUGUUAAGUUUGCUGAUUCUCGCGCUCCAGGUGUGACCAGGUUUAAUAGGCGUGUGCUAGUGGGAAGAUGUUUAGGACCAGAGAUUGACACUUGAUAUUCAUUCAUAUAUGGAGGGAGCGAACUGCAAUCUGCCAGCCAAGCAAAACAGAGUGGAGGGAGAACGCAAUUCAUGUUACAGCAAUUUAAUGUGAGGAAUUCUCACUUGUCGAUAUGUUCAGCUACCACAAAUAAUGUGUAUUUUCUUUCAAGGACAUGAAUCUUUUUUGUUUUUGUUUAUUACUGUUAUUAAACAAAUGGUAACUGAUGCUUAAGAUGUUUUUACAGCUGCGAUGAAGCUGGAGUUAUUUGUUAACAAGCUGAUUUAUGGUGGAACCCAAAGAGGGUUUUCUGCUGAAAGCUAGUCACCUUUAAGGAAUAUUUCAGCACGUUUUUACCUAAUCGCUGGUUAGCGUAUGUGGUACGUAUGUGCAGUGAACAUAAACAAAGGUUCUGACACAUUUUCUUGUACAGACAACAGAACAUAAUGUUGUUGAGACACUUAUAGAACGCCCUAACGAGUGCCCUUAGAUAUCCAGGGUAAGAAACACACUCACUUUUUCAGUAUGUGAACAUCUGUCUCGAUUUGUUUAUGGUCACUGCACAUGUGUUACCCAUGCAGUAGAUGGAGGUUAGGUUAAAAAAAAAAAGUUUUGCAUUAAUUAAAAAUUUCUCUUUAUUUCUAACUUGUUUGAGAAGACAAAAUUUUCUUCAACAAUAUGCUCUAAUUUUCUAAAUUCUAAAUACAUUGUCUCAAUUAAUGAGCAAGUAAAAAAGCAGUGUUGCCCAAAACUAGUUCCAUGUGGAUGCAAAUUUGUUCUUUGCUAGAAUUUCUUUAAAAAAAUAAAAUAGACAGUGUUUUCUAUCUUUGGGCAGAAAUCUCAGCUCCUGGUGAAUCUCAGCUCCUGAUGCCUGAAAGCCUUCAAAUACACGUUUUCAUUAUUCCACCACCACAUUUUCUUGCCAAAUCGAGUGUGAUGACGAAGAUUGAACACCUAAUGAUCCUGAGGCCCAAGAUAACCAUGUUUUUAAAAGUUUGCUUGUUAACCAAUACUUACAGAUUCAUAUGUUUUGUGUUUUUGUUUUUCUUCUCUUUCUUUAUUAGAUUGAAAGCUAGGGGUGUGUUGACAGAAUAUGAGUUUAUACAUUAAUGCUUACAUGAAACCUGAGCAUCAAUGAACUGUGAAUCUAAAACAAACAAAA